Messenger RNA from Populus nigra (black poplar), 5117 nucleotides. Its product is annotated as ABC transporter C family member 14-like. Gene Ontology annotation, cellular component: plant-type vacuole; vacuolar membrane. Gene Ontology annotation, molecular function: ATP hydrolysis activity; ABC-type transporter activity; ATP binding. Bases 358 to 4881 code for a protein of 1507 amino acids. The transcript is spliced from 12 exons. NCBI's taxonomy places the organism in Eukaryota, Viridiplantae, Streptophyta, Magnoliopsida, Malpighiales, Salicaceae. Gene Ontology annotation, biological process: transmembrane transport. The record is from RefSeq and is a predicted model, not a curated record.
CAAAACACUGUAUCUAAUACCAUGGCCGGCUUUAAGGAACCAGUUUCAUCUUGUCCUUUUGUUACUUUUUAGUUUAAUUUAAUAUUCACGACACUAGUUCUGCUGCGAAGUAUAACUGUCAGCGAACCCAAACUCAGUUUGGUUGUUUUUUCAUGUCUUUCUCACUCUCACUCGUCCUAGUAUACUGUGGUUUACAUUACAUUCGCCGGCACAGACUUCUCCGUCAGGAACCGGGAUCCACGUUUCUGGUUGCGCUGCACCUGCAGCUUUUAAGCAAGGAGCAGGAGGAAGGAGAUUGAUCAGAGCAUCGAGUGAUUUUUCUGUGAUUUUAUUUUAUUCACUUGAAGUUUAGGGAGCAUGAGUUCUUCAACAUGGAUCAACUCUCUCUCAUGCUCAAGCUCUGUGGUUCAGUCUUCAGGGGAAACAUCUAUUCCAUUGAUAUUUCAAUGGUUAAGAUUCAUUUUCCUUUCUCCAUGUCCUCAAAGAGCUCUGUUAUCUUCAGUUGACCUUUUGUUCUUGCUUUUCCUCCUCGGAUUUGCGGCUCAAAAGCUGCAUUCUAGAUUCACUUCCAGUGGACACUCCGGCUCUGACAUCAACUAUCCCCUUGUUGGAAAUGGAAACAGCAGAGCUCAUAUCACAACUUCUAUUUGGUUCAAGCUCUCUUUGAUUGUACCAGUCUUUUUAGCUUUGUGUUACAUUGUCGUCUUCAUUCUAGCAUUCAGUCAAAGCACUCAGUUGCCUCAUUGGAAGGUGCUUGAUGGAGUGUUUUGGUUAGUUCAAGCAAUAACUCAACUAGUGGUUGCAAUCUUGAUAAUUCAUGAAAAGAGGUUUCAUGCUGUCAAUCAUCCACUAUCUCUUCGAGUUUAUUGGGUUGCAAAUUUCAUCAUCAUUAGUAUGUUUAUGUCAUCAGGGAUCAUUCGAUUGGUAGCUCUGGAACACAACUUGUUAUUUGAUGAUAUAGUUUCUGCAAUGGCUUUCACGUUAUCAAUUGUUCUUUUUUCCGUUGCCAUUAGAGGAUCGACUGGGAUUACUGUAAUCAGACAUUCUGAAUCAGUAAUGCAUGAUGACACCAAAUUACAUGAACCUCUUUUGGGAAAAUCCAAUGUGACUGGCUUUGCUACGGCUUCUAUAAUAUCUAAGUCCUUUUGGCUUUGGAUGAAUCCCCUACUGCGUAAGGGCUACAAAUCUCCACUCAAGAUAGAUGAUGUGCCUACUCUUUCACCAGAGCAUAGAGCUGAAAAAAUGUCACAGCUCUUUGAAUCCAGUUGGCCUAAACCACAUGAAAAGUCAAACCACCCUGUUCGAACCACGUUGUUGAGGUGCUUUUGGAAGGAAAUUUCCUUCACUGCGUUCCUUGCAAUCUUGCGGCUCUCUGUCAUGUAUGUUGGGCCUAUGCUCAUCCAAAGCUUUGUCGAUUACACAUCUGGGAAAAGAACCUCUCCCUAUGAAGGAUAUUACCUUGUAUUGAUUCUUCUUGUCGCAAAAUUUGUUGAGGUUUUGACUGACCAUCAAUUUAACUUCAAUUCUCGGAAACUUGGGAUGCUCAUUAGAUGUACUCUCAUCACUUCUUUAUACAAGAAAGGGCUUAUGUUAUCAUGUUCUGCUCGUCAAGCUCACGGAGUUGGACAGAUUGUGAAUUACAUGGCCGUUGAUGCCCAGCAGCUCUCUGAUAUGAUGUUGCAGUUGCACUCUAUAUGGUUAAUGCCAUUGCAAGUUGGUGUUGGCUUAUCGCUCCUAUACAAUGCUCUAGGUACCUCGGCAGUCACAGCAUUGAUUGGAACUCUUGGUGUUAUUGUGUUUGCUGUGUUUAGCAACAGAAGAAAUAAUAAGUUCCAGAGAAACGUGAUGAUAAACCGCGAUUCAAGGAUGAAGGCAACAAAUGAGAUGCUGAAUUACAUGCGUGUGAUCAAAUUCCAAGCAUGGGAAGACCACUUCAACAAGAGAAUCCAAGAUUUUCGUGAUUCAGAAUUUGGAUGGAUUUCCAAGUUUUUGUACUCAAUCUCUAUCAACACGAUUGUGAUGUGGAGCACACCAUUGCUAGUAUCAACUCUGACAUUUGGUACCGCUCUCCUGUUGGGAGUCCCGCUUGAUGCAGGGACAGUAUUCACAACGACAUCUAUCUUUAAAAUGUUGCAGGAGCCUAUCAGGGUAUUCCCUCAAGCUAUGAUAUCACUUUCACAAGCAAUGGUAUCUCUUGCGAGGCUGGAUUCUUACAUGCUAAGCAAGGAAUUGGUGGAAGAGUCGGUAGAAAGAGUGGAUGCUUGCGAUGGUAGAAUCGCUGUGGAGGUUAAGGGUGGGAUAUUUAGUUGGGAUGAUGAAGCUAAAGCUGAGGUUUUGAACAAUAUAAAUUUGGAGAUAAAAAAAGGGGAGCUCACUGCUAUUGUUGGGACUGUGGGAUCUGGGAAAUCUUCUCUCCUUGCCUCAAUCCUCGGUGAGAUGCACAAAAUAUCUGGAAAGAUCAGGAUUUGUGGAACAACUGCCUAUGUUGCCCAAACAUCAUGGAUUCAAAAUGGCACCAUUGAGGAUAACAUAUUAUUUGGUUUGCCAAUGAAUAAGGAGAGAUACAAGGAAGUUCUCAGGGUUUGUUGCUUGGAGAAAGACUUGGAGAUGAUGGAGUUCGGAGAUCAGACUGAAAUUGGAGAGCGUGGCAUCAACCUCAGUGGUGGGCAAAAGCAGCGGAUACAACUUGCGAGGGCUGUUUAUCAGGACUGUGAUAUCUAUCUUCUUGAUGAUAUUUUUAGUGCUGUUGAUGCGCAUACUGGGACUGAUAUAUUUAAGCAAUGUGUUAGAGGCGCACUGAAGGGAAAGACUAUCUUACUUGUGACCCACCAAGUCGACUUCUUGCACAAUGUUGAUCUUAUCUCAGUCAUGCGAGAUGGACAGAUAGUACAAUCAGGAAAAUAUAAUGAUCUAUUAGCGUCUGGAUUGGAUUUUGGAGCACUAGUAGCUGCUCAUGAAAUUGCUAUGGAACUUGUAGAAGUCAGUGCUGAAAUUCCUAGUGAAAACUCACCCACGCCACCGAAGUUCUCUCAAGGCCUCUCCAAAAUUGGGGAAGAAAAUGAUGAAAACAAGCUUCCAGAUCAACCAAAGUCAGAUAAGGGAACUUCAAAGCUCAUUGAAGAAGAGGAAAGAGCAACUGGUAACGUAGGACUGCAUGUGUAUAAACAAUACUGCACCGAAGCUUUUGGAUGGUGGGGUGCAGUUGUGGCUUUGCUAUUGUCCCUAGUAUGGCAAGCAUCUCUAAUGGCUGGAGAUUAUUGGUUGGCUUUUGAAACUGCAGAUGAGCGGGCUGCAACAUUCAAGCCUUCACUAUUUAUAUCUGUCUAUGGAAUUAUUGCAGCUGUAUCAGUGGUGUUCUUAAUAGUGAGAUCCCUUUUCUUCACGCUAAUGGGGCUUAAGACAGCCCAAAAUUUUUUUGGCGGUAUUCUUCGUAGUAUCUUGCACGCACCCAUGUCAUUUUUUGACACCACACCUUCAGGAAGAAUAUUAAGUCGAGCAUCAGCUGAUCAAACCAACGUCGAUAUCUUCCUUCCCUUUAUGUUCUCCCAUGCAAUUGCAAUGUACGUCACAGUAUUCAGCAUCAUUGUAAUUGUAUGUCAGUAUACUUGGCCAACUGUGUUCUUAGUAAUUCCGCUUGGCUGGCUAAACUGGUGGUACCGGGGAUACUUCCUUGCAGCAUCGCGAGAAUUAACUCGACUCGACUCAAUUACCAAAGCUCCUGUGAUUCAUCACUUUUCAGAAAGCAUCUCUGGAGUUAUGACAAUUAGGUCUUACAGAAAACAGGAUAGAUUCUGUCAGGAAAAUGUUAGCCGAGUGAAUGCCAAUUUGUGCAUGGAUUUUCACAACAACGGAUCAAAUGAGUGGUUGGGUUUCCGUUUGGAACUGAUUGGGAGCAUCAUACUUUGCGCUUCUGCUAUGUUCUUGAUUCUAUUACCUAGCAGCAUUAUAAGGCCAGAGAACGUUGGUUUAUCUCUCUCCUACGGGCUAUCCCUCAAUUCUGUGCUGUUCUGGUGCAUAUAUUUAAGUUGCUUUGUGGAAAAUAGAAUGGUGUCUGUUGAGAGGAUCAAACAAUUCACUAAUAUUUCAUCAGAGGCAGCAUGGAAGAUAGAGGACAGGGUUCCUCCUCCAAACUGGCCUGCCAUUGGCAAUGUUGAUCUAAAGGACUUGCAGGUUAGAUAUCGUCCAAACACUCCUCUGGUUCUCAUGGGCAUUACUCUCAGCAUUCAAGGGGGAGAGAAGAUAGGUGUUGUUGGACGUACAGGGAGUGGAAAGUCAACUAUGAUCCAAGUCUUCUUUAGGCUGGUUGAACCAACAGGCGGAAAAAUAAUUAUCGAUGGCAUUGAUAUCUGCAUGUUAGGACUCCAUGAUCUCAGGUCUCGUUUUGGCAUAAUUCCUCAAGAACCUGUCCUCUUUGAAGGAACCGUGAGAAGCAACGUGGAUCCUGUUGGAAAGUAUACAGACGAGGAGAUAUGGGAGAGUCUUGAACGCUGUCAACUGAAAGAUGUUGUGGCUGCAAAACCCGAAAAACUUGAUUCUCCAGUGACUGAUAACGGAGACAACUGGAGCGUGGGGCAAAGGCAGCUUCUUUGUUUGGGGAGAGUUAUGCUAAAGCACAGUCGUCUGUUGUUUAUGGAUGAAGCAACUGCUUCAGUUGAUUCGCAAACUGACGCUGUGAUUCAGAAGAUCAUUAGAGAGGAAUUUGCUGAUUGUACAAUUAUCAGCAUUGCUCACAGAAUACCCACAAUCAUGGACUGUGACAGGGUUUUAGUUAUCGAUGCAGGACGGUCGAAAGAAUUUGAUAAACCCUCUCGGCUGCUUGAGAGGCCAUCACUGUUUGGGGCACUGGUUCGGGAGUAUGCCAACCGCUCGGCUGAAUUAUAAGCAAACAGUAUACUUCGAUCACUGACACUAUCCUGCUGUUAAUAUUGGUAAGAAUCUCCCGAGAUGCAUAUCUUGAUCCACACUGUUCGAGCCUUCGAGGAGUGCCUUCUCUCUUUUACCAAUUUGCGAUGUUACCACAAAGUGUUAUUACCAAAAACCUAAAGUACUGUACAACUCAACGUGGAUUCGAUAAGCAAAAUUACUAUUUUGCCCUCAAUCCAUUGCUCGUUCAAUAA